This is a messenger RNA of Ictidomys tridecemlineatus (thirteen-lined ground squirrel), 3425 nucleotides long. Lineage: Eukaryota; Metazoa; Chordata; Mammalia; Rodentia; Sciuridae. The record is from RefSeq and is a predicted model, not a curated record.
CAGGCGCAGCCUGGAGCCACCGCGCCCUGCGCCCCGUGCGAGCGCGCCGCGCCCGGGGCCCCAGCUCAGCAGCCCUGGAGGCCCAAGCGGCGCGCAAACUUUUGCUCCAGUGCCGGGCGCUCCUGCUAGGCAUGUGAAGCCCCCAGGCGCCCGCGCAGCCGCCCGGUUCGCCCCACCAGUGGGCGCCGCGGGUCGAGAUGCUCCUCCGGGACCUGGUGCUGCGCCGUGGCUGCUGCUGGCCCUCGCUGCUGCUGCACUGCGCGCUCCACCCGCUCUGGGGCUUCGUGCAGGUGACGCACGGUGAGCCCCAGAAGUCCUGCUCCAAGGUGACGGACACCUGCCACCAGCCAGGAGAGCAGAGAAGCUGGGUUCCCAACUCUACCUCGUGCCCCGAUGAGGAGAGCUGGUGGUCGGGGCUGGUGAUCAUCGUGGCCGUCGGCUGUGCCGCCCUGGUGUUCCUGACUGUGCUCGUCAUCAUUUGCUACAAAGCCAUAAAAAGGAAACCACUGAGAAAAGAUGAAAAUGGCACCAGCAUUGCCGAGUACCCCAUGAGCUCCUCCCAGAGCAACAAAGGGGUGGACGUGAACAGUGCGGUGGUGUGAGUCUACCCCUAGGCCCAGACCCGAUGGCCACAGGGACACCUUGGAGGUACUAGUGGACAUGGGAAGCCAAGUGGACACAAGCUGACUCCAGGCUUGCCCAGGACUCCAUUGUCUUGCAGGCUUCGGGCCUUCUGAGGAGAACCCACCCUCUUCCCAGGCCAGCCCCGGCCAGCCCUCAGGCAGGGGCUGCGUGGACAUCAAGCUGAGCCUGGCCCCUGCAUGCAGCGCUGGGGCAGCGUCACACCCGAGGCUUCCACCUCCUCCUCAUCUUAUAUGUGGUCCCCUGACUGUCCCCCAGCUGCUACCUGAAGCACGCACUCUGAGGAAGACAGAGGGUCUGCCUGCUGGGUUGGGGAGGUGCCCCCUCUUUAGCUAAAAGAGAAGUGAUCCAAAGCCCGCCCCAGGCCCCGAACCCCUCCUCCAGGAAGCCCACCUGCUUCUCUGUGAACAUCCCAACAGAAGCCAUCGACACAGCCAUGAGACAGACGUCCCCUUUCAAAGGUGCUUCCCACCCAUCUGUCCUUACCCCCCUUCGAUCAUCUUCAGUCUUCCCGGCCUGCUCCACCCUCCGUCCCCAGCCACACCUGGGUCCCGAGGUCCUGUCUGCCUGCCAUGGGGUGGUGAGCCCCACCUGCAGAUCCCCUAGGAGCAGCCGGAGGGGCUCGUCCACACUGAGGCGGUGUGUCCCAGGAGCCUAGGCCAGGCCACGGCCGCGGCCCCUGCACCUGCUCCCAGCCCCACACCUGGCCCCACAGGAACGAGCCCCGGUGUGAGCCAGGCCUUGCCGCAGAGGCAGAACCACCACACGUGCAGAUCCUCUGUGUCCCCCAGAGUCUCCCGAGGCCUGACCAUGGCACCCAGACCCUCUCCUGAGAGUCCCCAGAAAGAGGUGUUUCUGCCCAGUUUCUCCCUGGGAAUGUCUUCUCUGGGUCCCGUCCUCUGAGAGUCUCGAACCCUCCUGAGGGUGGGAAGGAAAGGGAGGGAAAGGAGGGACCCUCCAGGCUCAGGGACCCCCAGCCCUGCCAGCUGUUUCCAAGAUGGUCACCUGCCCUAGGGGGCUCAUGGCUGCGCCCUGGGAGGCCUGGAGAUUGUGCAUCCCUUGAUGGUUAGGAGAGCACUGUGACCCCAUGGCUCCCUGUGUUGCCCCCACACUUGCUCAGAAACUACUGGCCGUGUUCAAUGGCAGCACCCACUGGCCUCGUAGGGAUUAACUGGUUGCACCUGCUUUGCCACUUAAGUCACCACUGAGCUUCUCUGGCCAGUGUUUGGGCUGCAGGUGAGACUUUCAAAUCCAGGUAAGACUGUCAGCCGUGAAAAUCAGCCCCCAUUUGGGCUGAAAUGUCAUUGUCCUGGAGCCCAUGUGCCCCUGGAGCCGUGAGCCACUCUCCUGCCCCAGGCUGAUGGGCACAGCCCUGGGCAUGCCCUCCCAUGGGGGCCUUGUCUUCCUUCCCCGUCUUGGCUUGAGGACUUGGCUUGGGUUUGGACCUGGAUCUCGCUUCCCCAGCACCUAGGCAUUGGCACAGGGCUGCCUGUGGCCUUCAUGCUGGCUGCCCCUGUGCAGCACUCUAGGGACACAGUACUUGGUGACAAGCAGGCCAGAGGAAUAGGGGCAGGGAAGGUGAGAAUGCAGCAGAUCCCCCAGGGCACAUCCCCAUGGCCUGCACCUCCUGUGGUAUGCAAGCCGCCGGUGUCCUGAGCAGAUGCCUAGGCAGAUGGGCCCUAAACUCAUGCCACCUGGCCCCGCGCUACUCAGAAGCUCCAGAGCCAUGGGAGGUACCUUCAGCUGGAGGGAGGCCUGUGGCUACAGGGUCCUGGAAGGCUGGACCAGACCCAGGGAGGUUCAGCAUGGUGCAGCUUUCCAUGCCCAUCAGGUACCACUGUCCCCAACUUUGGCUCAGGCCUAGCCCAAAUUUGACCUUUGGCCUACAGGAACCGUGACUGAGCUGUCUGUUGUGCUUUGGCCUCUGAGACAUCCAGGGCUCGGGUUGGCACGUGAACCCCCUCACCUUUGCUUGUGAAAUCCCUUCUUGCCCAGGGAGAGAAAACCCAGGAGGAGCCCCCCCUUGUCAAAAGAGUUCACUGGAGAACAGCCCCCCACCCAGGGCUGGCCGUUCAGAGGAUACACAUUGCAGAGAGUGAGGCCACCCGAAAUUUAGCCCUAAGACCAAAGGGCAUGUGAGCUCAGGACGUUUUGCUUUAAAAUGGAUCUGUGGUGCUCAAUGCAGGCCCAUCCUCAGAUGAGGCUGGACUCUGAGGCCAAGGAGGAAACGCAUGCUCCUGAGCAUUUUCUCAGAUGUCUUCAGCCAUCUUGAUGGGGAGAAAACCAAUGGCAUUUAGGAUCUGCCGGAGUCAUCAGGUGUUCCUAGAAGCUUCUAGAGGAAGUUUGGAAAGAAAGACUAAUAGGUGUAAAAAUAUAGACAUAUAUAUUAUAUAUAGUUAUAUAUAUUUAAAGAGAUAUCUAUACAUAUAUAUAUAUAUAUAUAAAAUUACUAUACUCGGCAUCUGUACAAAGUAUGAUUUAAGCAGCCCAGGUAGCAUCAGACACGUAAUGCAUGAAUGUAAAUAUCCUGAAACUGCCUUCUUAGCAACGUGCCGUGUGUACAGGGGAAAAGACCUGUCCCUUGGGGUUCUGUCUCAAUGGACAGAUGUACAAGUUGAAGCUGUCUUGUCCACCAACAAGCCAUAAUGCCAAUUUCAUGCUGAGGCUUCUGUAUAGGAAGUGGGACCACCUGCAGCCUUGGGGUGGGGGGCACCGUAAGCUGCUUAUGAGGAAGGAAGCACCGUGACUUUUUUAUUUUCAAUAAAAAUAUACUUAUAAAGAUG